AUGGGGUCCCCGGGCCACCGGGCCUCCGCUGCCCAGCGCCCUGGCCAUCGCGAGCUCGCUGCACCUCCUGCCGGCUGCUGCUCCGCCGGGGCCUUCGCGGCCGGCGUUUCGGGGCCGGGCAGGGUCUGGUGUGGGGGCACAGUUGGUGCUAUUUUCACAUGUCCACUAGAAGUCAUUAAGACACGGUUACAAUCUUCACGACUGGCCCUGGGGACAGUCUACUAUCCUCAGGUUCAUCUGGGGACCAUUAGCGGAGCUGGAGUGGUGAGACCAACGUCUGUGACACCUGGGCUCUUCCAGGUUCUGAAAUCCAUCUUGGAGAAGGAAGGACCAAAGUCACUUUUCAGAGGCUUGGGUCCAAAUUUGGUUGGAGUGGCACCAUCAAGGGCUUUGUACUUUGCAUGUUACUCCAAAGCCAAAGAGCAGUUUAAUGGCAUUUUCGUGCCGAAUAGCAAUAUUGUGCAUAUUUUCUCCGCGGGCUCUGCAGCUUUCGUCACAAAUUCCUUAAUGAAUCCUAUAUGGAUGGUUAAAACCCGGAUGCAGCUAGAACAGAAAGUCCGAGGCUCCAAGCAGAUGAAUACACUCCAGUGUGCGCGCUAUGUUUACCAGUCAGAGGGCAUCCGUGGCUUCUACAGAGGGUUAACGGCCUCCUAUGCUGGCAUCUCAGAAACCAUCAUCUGUUUUGCUAUUUAUGAAAGUUUAAAGAAACAUCUGAAAGAAGCUCCUUUCACCUCUUCUACAAACGGGACUGAGAAAGAGUCCACAAAUUUCUUUGGACUUAUGGCAGCUGCUGCUAUUUCGAAGGGGUUUGCCGCCUGUAUUGCCUACCCUCACGAAGUCAUACGGACGCGGCUCCGCGAGGAAGGCACCAAGUACAAGUCUUUCAUGCAGACCGCGCGCCUGGUGUUCCGGGAGGAAGGUUACCUGGCCUUCUACAGAGGACUCUUUGCCCAGCUCAUCAGGCAGAUACCAAACACUGCCAUCGUGCUGUCUACCUACGAGUUAAUUGUGUACCUGUUAGAAGACCGUGCUCAGUAACAGGCCAGAACACUGUGCUCUCCGAGAAUAAAAUAGAAACCGUAGAGAACUUUUUUUCCUCGUUGAUCUAUAGAAUGUUCAAGACAGAAACAGGAAAAGAAAGAACCGUGGAAGAACUGGCUGCUAUCACGCAGUGGACAUUUCCUUUUGGAUUCAUGCUUUCUGGAAGGUUCUAAUUCAUUAACGUUAAGAGUUAAUUAUAACUUUUUUUUUAAUUUAAGAGGAUUCAGGAUUAAGCAGCAACUAAAUUAAAUCAUGCUAUUUAAUUUAAGUAUUAA
Echinops telfairi (small Madagascar hedgehog) is the source of this 1316-nucleotide messenger RNA. It is a transcript of the gene SLC25A33, whose product is annotated as solute carrier family 25 member 33. NCBI's taxonomy places the organism in Eukaryota, Metazoa, Chordata, Mammalia, Afrosoricida, Tenrecidae. Gene Ontology annotation, biological process: pyrimidine nucleotide import into mitochondrion. The record is from RefSeq and is a predicted model, not a curated record. The coding region runs from base 1 to 1038 and encodes 345 amino acids. Gene Ontology annotation, cellular component: mitochondrion. The transcript is spliced from 7 exons. Gene Ontology annotation, molecular function: pyrimidine nucleotide transmembrane transporter activity.